UUGUUCACAAGAAUACAACGCGCCGCCGACCGGCUUGUCUUCGUUUCGUUUGCAUUCGGCUAUUCGCGCGGCGACAUUGCCCAUUGACGUACGUCUCGUCGCGUAUCAAACACGAGCGGUAUUCGAAAAGUUUCCUAACUUUUUUUGAGUACAGGCCACUGAUGUUGGUAAACUUUUCUCGGUCUGUAUUGAUGAAAGUGAGGUGUUCCCAAGUGUUGGUCCCGAUUGAGUGUUUGUGAAGUGCAUCCUUGAUUUUUUGCGAUUGUAAUUUACCGUUUCAAUUGAGCGUUACUGUUUCGUUCAAUAAAAAAAGCGCGUAAGUAGACGAAUCGCGCUCAUCGCAACCAAGAGAGGGCCGUAUAUGGUUGACUCUCGUGGCGUUGGUGAAAGUAGACCUUUGUGAAGUUCAUAAGGACAUAGCCGCUUGCAACUGGCACGAAACGACUUGUUUCGCUGCAGUUCGCGCAAGGAAGGUCGUUAAGGGGCCACUGGUUGCUAUGGCAACCGGAUCUGAAACAAACCCCUGAAAGCGGCGGGCGUGGCGGAUGUCGGGCGGCGGGGGCGGGGGCGGCGCGGGCCUCAUGUCGUGCGUGCGCGAGGGCUCGCUCGAGCCGCCCUACAGACCGCCGCACGCCGACACUCACAACCAUGGCGAAGGGCGCACGGGAAGAUUUUUGCGCGGUCUCCGGCGCAUGUUCAAGAGGCGCGGUAGCGGAGCACGCACGGAUGCAUCGCCCGAUCCCAAAAGCAGUUCCACCAGUGAGUUGCUGGAUGCUGAGAGACAUGCUAGGAGAAAAGAGGGCGUUUAUGGGAGUGGACUGUCGGUGUCGCAUGACUCGGUAUUCACUGGCGAGCGGUCGGGUGACGAAUCCAGCGAUGAACGACCCACGCCCGCUCACCAUCUAGCACAUUUGGCCACAUCACAUCGGGCGGAGCUAGUGGCAGCGGUUCGACGACGCGGGCGCGGCGACGGCAGCGACGACGACGAAGACCUAGGGCUGCCACGCAGUCCACCCGCCUCGCCUCCCACCGAUAAGGCUGAUAAGCGGCACCAUGCUGGCAUCUCGCAGUCUUCGUGCAGCGAUGGCUCCCUACUCAGCGUGGGCUCAUCGGAGAUGGACGAAGACAGUAGCAGCGGUCACCACCACUCGCACGAUCACUCCGCGAGGAGUGACCAGUCAGACAUAUACAACACAUCAGAACCACCGACAGGGGUGGCGCCACUAUCACAUUCAGCCGCUAAACACAAAAUGGCUGUGCGUCCAAGACGCACACAUGGCGCGCCGCGGCGAAAGAAAAAUAAUCCCAUUGUCGCAUCAGCCUUGCCGAUAACGCCCGAACUGAACGAAGAAAUGAUACGAAGCACUACUCCUGAAGUGUCACACAAAACCUCAGAAGUUGUUACUGAAUCAUUCUCUUCAUCGACUACUACGAAGCAUGUGAUCGUCAAAGAACAACACCUGCUAGUGAAUCGAGAACUGCAAAGAGUUCUAGAAACGCCGAGCGACACAAAACUGAAGUCUUCGUCGCUACCCCCGGGGUUAGCGCUCAGUCAGCUCAUGGGACAGUCGCCGGCGAAACUAAGCAUAGCAGAGUCAGACACGCCACGAUCCUCGAUAAAGAGAAGCAAGUCUAGUACUCAAGGCCAGUCUUUAAGAGAUGGUUCGCCCAAAACUCAAGUGAGUUCAGAAAUGAACACUUACCACUCGGAGGAACGAAUGACAAAGUAUCGUACAGACAAAAAAUACGCCGAAGAAUCUUGCCUCGAAAAGAAAUCUAAGUCAGAAAAGAAAAUUGAGAAUGAAGUCAUAAAGUCGUCGAAAAAGGAAGAGUCAUUUUUCAGUCGACUGCUCUUGAGGAAGAGUGGAAAAAAGUCGAAAAAAGAUCAGACCGAUGGAGAAGGACAACAAGAUGUAAAAAAGCCUAAAACUGAAAAACCGAUGGCGCAAUAUAAAAGUGUUGAUGCAGAGAAGAGUGGAUUCACCUAUUCAGAUGGACAAGGGUAUAAACCGGUGCCCGCUGAAAGAACGCAUAGAUCUGCAGGACAGAAAGCUUUCGCAAAUCAGAUGCACAAAAGAUUUGACAAUAAAGGUGGAUACGUACAAGAUAGUGCGUAUAAAGAUGUAUAUAGCGCAGCCAAAGUAUCCGGUGUGGAAUAUAAUAUAACUGAUCUCAAAAUUGCUGAGGAAACUGACAAGAUGUUGAAUUUAGAAAUGAAGAGUCGGUUCAGUAGACGUGACGAAUUUAGUGAAAAGAUUGAUAGAGCAAAGAGGACAUCUUCUAAAGAAGCUAUUGAUGAGAAAAAAGACCCAUUCGUUUUACACCAUGAUAAAGCUAAAAGGCCGACUUCUGUUCAAAGAACUAUUGAUCCGUUGUCAUCAAAAGCAUUUAUUAGUAAUGAAGUAUCCAACAGAGUACAAGAAGAAGCUUUGUCACCGACACGAAUCACUUUAGAUGACGAACCUCCAAGCAGAGGGAUGCGAAUGAAAAGUGUUCAUAAUGAUUACACAUUUCAUAGUGGCAGUAUGCCUAAGAGUAUCCCUUAUUUCAAUCCUGGUAUAUCUAUCUCUUCUUCGCCACCUAAGACUAUCCGACAUGCAAGUUCAGAAAAUGUCAAACGUCGAUCUUCGGAGCACAUUCCAGAAUUUAAUGAAAAAGCAGUAGAAAACAAACAGGAAACAAUGCAUCAUAUCAACAAAACGGAAGAAUCAUACGCGAGAUCAGAGAUGCGUUCACUUGGGGACGAGUAUAUAGAAUCUAGAAAUAGCAUUGGCAAGUCUCAUAGUUUUAGAUAUGCUUCUGAGACAACAUCAAUAAGUUCACAGGAGAAUCAAAUGCCUAGUUUACCUGCAAUAGUGGGUAUAUCUGAACCUCUUUUAGAAAGUUGGGAAGUAAAUUACAGAAGAAACGUCAGUGAAAGACAUGAUUUCUCAAAAAAAGUAUCAGCUAGGAACUACAGCGUUCUUCACACUAAUGCAGAUGCAAACUAUGACAGUCUACCAAGCACCGACAGUAGUUAUUUAGACAGUCUCAAAACGGAUGCUAAUGAAGAUAGAAAACUGUUUACUAACAGCAUACAUAUUACAAUGGAUAGUCAUAAGAGAGACAGCGAUAUAUCUCAGAUAGAGGCUAAAAUUGAUGAUAUUAUUAGUUCUCCUAAGCCUAUUAUAACCCCAAUACUCAAGUCUAGUUCGUUAGAUAGUGUUAAGAGUAGUCCAGAAAAACCUAUUGAUGAAAGAAGGAAGACUAUAUCUGUUGAAAGCGCUUUGAGUCAAACUAGCAAGAUCAGUAGCAAUAUUCUAAAAGAUAUUAAACAAGAGCAAGAUCCAGAAACUUUUAUUUCUGUUACACAUAUUAACAAUGAACAAAUUCCGGUGUUGAACAAAAAUGCAGAAGUUAUAAAAGGAAAUAAGAGCGAUGACAAAAUUCAUAAAAGUGGCACUAAACCUGGAGUCCCCGAAUUUCUAAAUAUACAGUUGAACAGAGUUGAUACAAAACCUACCAGUAAUAUUGUAUUAACUGCUAAUAUAACGCCAAAGAAACUUGAUAGUCCACAAACUGAUAAGGAAUUAGAUAUAGAAAGUUUUCGUGUAACAGAUACUAAACUAACGCAAAAUGUAUUAUCCGUGGGAAAGGACUCGAAUACUAAUAAUAAUAUUGAAAAUGUAGCAGAAAUUACGGAAGAGAAAAUAUCACCUGUGGUUACGAGAAGAACUGUACAAUCGGUAACACCGCAGAGUCCUUCUACGCCAAAAUCUUUCUAUAAAAGGAAGGCAACGAGUGUUGAAUUACAAGACAAAAUAGAGAAACCGAGAGCUAAUUCUAUGAGUACAGAUGAUAAUACAGAGAAAAAUUAUGACAACAUAUCUAUCGAUCAAAAAUCACAUUCCAGUUUUGGCAGUAAAAGUUCUAUACAGAGCAUCGAUAGCAAUGAUGUUAGAACUCCAGACAGGCACGAGGAAGCUGUUGUUUAUCGCAAGAAACCUGUGAUGUUAUCAAAAGAACUUCGUGGUGACAGGAAAAAUGAUGAUGAACCAGAAUUAAUGAAAGUAUUUGCACGUAGAUCAUUGAAACUCAAAGAUACAGAAGCCGACUCUUUAGCUCAAGAAAUCGCGGAAGCGCACAAUCUGAAAAAUGAAAAUAGUGACAAUGCCACCGUUACAAAAAGUAAAAUGCUCAAGAAUGAAUUUAAUGCUUCAAUAAAAUCUAGAGAUAGUGACAAAGAAAAUGAGGAUGCAAGUGCAAAAGAUCAAGCUGAAGAGAAGAGAUUGGUCGAUAUCGCUGCCCGAGUCAGUCAAUUUGGUGUUCCUCAUUACCAGAGAAGUAUAAGUGUGAACACUGUAUCAAAUCCGAAACGAGAAAGCGCUCCUGUAUAUAGAAGUGACGUAAAUAAGUAUAAAAAAGAAGUAUCAGAUUCCACACCGGAGAAGAGACUUAGAAAUAGAACAUUCCCUGAUCCAUCGACGGACAGGGAUGAUAUUAAAAACAUUGCUAAGAGCGAAGCAAUGGCGUAUAAAGCAGAUACACUUACAAAAAGGCCAUGGCAAAGGAAAGACAAUGAGAAAUUCAGACAAUUGUCAGUUGAGAGCGAAAAGAGAGAGAGUGCUGUGAUAGAAAAGGACGGAGAGACAGAGAAAGAUGAUAAUGCGAAAGAUAGAGAUGGUGCUGGUGGGGAAGCGGAUGCAUCACCACAAUUCAAAGGUAUACUGCAAAUGCGCGCGGAAUGGGAGAGGCGAGCAAAACAAGGGAUGACCAAAUAAACAAUGGUGCUAAGAGUCUCGUAUGUACCAUCGUGUAUACAGCGUUCGUUACGUUACGUUAAGUGAUAGUUUAGUUUAGACACCCUGUGUGGUUCGCAAAUUAUAUUAUUAUUAUUAUUAUAAUUAAUAUAGACCUUUAUCUGAAGUUGUUAAGACAAUGUAUUUUUGAGUGUUAUUGCAAUGAAAUUAAUAGUUCAUAGUUAUAUUUUAUGAAAGAAUAAUAUUGUAUUUAACAUAAAUAUUAUGGAAUACAAAUUUUAUUCAUAUAGUU
Molecule: messenger RNA, 5031 nt
Organism: Galleria mellonella (greater wax moth)
Lineage: Eukaryota; Metazoa; Arthropoda; Insecta; Lepidoptera; Pyralidae
Exons: 11
Coding region: 546-4760 (1404 amino acids)
Source: RefSeq, a predicted model, not a curated record